Molecule: messenger RNA, 1728 nt
Organism: Diaporthe citri
Lineage: Eukaryota; Fungi; Ascomycota; Sordariomycetes; Diaporthales; Diaporthaceae
Exons: 3
Coding region: 1-1728 (575 amino acids)
Biological process (GO): N-terminal peptidyl-glycine N-myristoylation
Cellular component (GO): cytoplasm
Molecular function (GO): glycylpeptide N-tetradecanoyltransferase activity
Source: RefSeq, a predicted model, not a curated record
AUGUCGGGCACAGAGUCCAAGGAGGCGGGUGCAGGCAAUGCAGCAGCAGAGAAGGAUACCGGGAUAGACAAGGGCAAGCAGCCUGCUGUCGCUGGUGCAGACGAGGAGGUCGCCGACGUCCCCGACGACGACGACAACGACGACCAGGAGGACGACGAUGCCGAUGCCCAGGGCAAGGGCGAGGGCGAGGGCGCCGCAGCCUCGUCAGGCAAGAAGAAGAAGAAGUCCAAAAGGAAGAAGGUCAAGGCUGCCUUGACCGGAAAGCCAGACGACCAGAUGGCCCAGGUCAAAUCCGUGCUCGACAAGCUGCCCCAGCACGACCUCCAGGACUUGAUCUCAAGAAACCCGGCGCUCCUCAAAGAUUACAACGGUGACUCCGCAAAGGCUGCAGAGGCCUUCAAGAAGCUCUCUCUCGACGAAGUCAUGACUGGUCUGGCAUUGAGCGGGAAGAACGCCAAGGACAUGGCAAGCUAUAAGUUUUGGAAAACACAGCCCGUGCCCCGCUUCGACGAGGAGAUGCCCAAGGACUUCAAGGAAGGGCCCCUCAAGGUUCAGACCGUCGACGACGUCCCCAAGGAGGCCCCCAAGCUUGGGAUCGAGGGCUUCGAAUGGGUCACCAUGGACCUGACAAACGACGACGAGAUCAAGGAGGUCUACCAGUUGCUCAACGGCCACUACGUCGAGGACGACGAGUCCAUGUUCCGCUUCAACUACGGAACUGCGAUCCUCAAAUGGGCCCUAAUGUCCCCAGGCUGGUCCCCAGAGUGGCACGUCGGAAUCCGCGACUGCCGCCUGCCCACCAAGAAGCCCCUCGUCGCCUUCAUCUCCGCCGUUCCCGUGAACCUGCGCGUGCGAAACAACAUCAUCCGCACCUCUGAAGUCAACUUCCUUUGCGUGCACAAGAAGCUCCGCAACAAGCGCCUCACGCCAAUCCUCAUCAAAGAGGUCACACGCCGCUCUAACCUGCAGGAGAUAUGGCAGGGUGUCUACACCGCUGGUAUCGUGCUUCCCAAGCCCGUCAGUACCUGUCGGUACUACCACCGGGCGCUGGACUGGAAGAAGCUAUACGACAUUGGCUUCAGCCCGCUCCCACCAAACAGUAAGCCCGAGUGGCAGAUUCGCAAGUACACGCUGCCAGAAAAGACAGCCACCAAGGGCCUGAGGGAGAUGACGAAAAAGGAUGUUCCGGCGGUGCACAGGCUGAUGAAGAGUUAUGUUAAUCGCUUCGAUAUGGCCCCUGAAUGGGAUGAGGGCGAAGUCGCACACUGGCUUCUGCAGCCAAGGGCUGAGGGCGAUGAGCAGGUUGUCUGGUCAUACGUGGUCGAGGACGAGGACCACAAAAUCACAGACUUCUUUUCCUUCUACAACCUUGAGUCCACGGUCAUCAACAACCCGCGACACAAGGUGGUCCGAGUCGCUUACCUCUUCUACUACGGUACCGAGGUGGGCCUUUCCACGCCCUUCAACAAAGCCGCCACGAAAGAGCGUUUGAACGAGCUUAUGCACGACGCGUUGAUCCUGGCAAAGAGGGCGAAAUUCGACGUCUUCAACGCGUUGUCGCUUAUGGACAACACAUUGUUCCUUGAGCAGCAGAAGUUCGGCCCAGGUGACGGGCAACUGCAUUACUACCUGUUUAACUACCGUGCGAAACCCAUCACCGGCGGUAUUGAUAACCAGAAUAGGGCAGAUGAGGACCACCUAAGCGGGGUUGGUUUCGUGAUGCUCUAG